UAGAGUUGUCCGUCAUGAGGCACCUACCGUAUUUCUGCCGCGGGAAGGUGGUGAAGGGCUUCGGCAGGGGCUCCAAGGAGCUGGGCAUCCCCACCGCUAACUUUUCUGAGCAAGUAGUCGAAAGCUUUCCAUCUGAUAUCUCUACUGGUGUAUACUAUGGUUGGGCCUGUGUUGGAACUGGAGAUGUGCAUAAAAUGGUUUUGAGCAUAGGAUGGAAUCCUUUCUAUAAAAAUAUUAAGAAAUCUGUGGAAACACACAUUAUUGACACUUUCAAAGGUGACUUUUAUGGUGAGAUUCUUAGUAUAGUUAUUCUUGGAUAUAUUCGAUCAGAAAAAAAUUUCACUUCUUUAGAGGCACUCAUUUCAGCAAUUCAGGAAGACAUUGAAGAGGCAAAAAGACAGCUAGAUUUACCAGAACAUCUUAAACUCAAAGAAGACAACUUCUUUCGUCUGCCGGAAGGCAAACCAGUAAACCACUAAGCAAAACCA
Neopsephotus bourkii (Bourke's parrot) is the source of this 488-nucleotide messenger RNA. RefSeq names its product riboflavin kinase-like. Gene Ontology annotation, biological process: riboflavin biosynthetic process; FMN biosynthetic process. Gene Ontology annotation, molecular function: riboflavin kinase activity. The transcript has 4 exons. The record is from RefSeq and is a predicted model, not a curated record. Gene Ontology annotation, cellular component: mitochondrion. Bases 15 to 479 code for a protein of 154 amino acids. Lineage: Eukaryota; Metazoa; Chordata; Aves; Psittaciformes; Psittacidae.